AAUGUAUAUACACCAACUGAUAGAUCAAUCUACGCAAGGAAAGAGGAGAUGAAAAUACAUUGACGCAUAAAAAAAAACUUUGUUCUUAUAAUUUUGGCCACUACUGUAUAAGAUAAAAUUACUUCAAUUCUCAAAGACACUACAAUUGAUGAGAAAAUAUCGAAAUUUGUUCAAAUGCUGUUCUUUACGUCAUAGACUUCAAGUACCCGAUAAAAUAAUAAUCAGCAUAUUAACAAAUAAAUAAAACAUGCAGUUCUUUUAUUUGUAAAAUCAUGUGAAACAAUAUUCUAAUAAAAUUAAGUAAGAUAAAUUUCAUUUAAAACAUCUAAUGGAAGAAGUUUUCAAAUAUGAUCAGCGAUUGUUUUUUUUUGAAGUGAUGAAACGUACUUCGAAGACAUUUUUUGGAACCUGUUUCGAAGCUUUUUUUUGGCUUUUUCCUAGAUUAGAUUUUUAAAGAUUAAGAUCAAGAAUCUAAUAGAUUCAUUAUAUCAUAUUGCAUCUUAUUUCAUAAUUGAAUCAAACAUUGUUCAAUUAUUUGCGUAUCAAGAUCAUUGUGUUCUAGUUGAUCUAUCCUUCCUCAAGAAUAUAUUAUUUCAUUAAAUGUAUGAUAUAAUUUCUCUUGAAACUCAAAUUUGAUCACAGCUGGAAAAAAUACACUGUCCAACAGAUAAUAUAUGAAUGAAAUUCAAUUAGCUGAAUUGUAUGAUAAACAUUUCUUUUUUUUUAAUGUGAUGUCUUCUUUCAAUUUCAUACAGUGAACACAAUGGAGCCAGCCUGUAAAUACGAAAAAUUGACGGAAGAAAAAGAAAAAAACAUUCAAUGACUAUGACCCAAAUGGACGAUUCAUCGAGGUUACACUUUUCAAUGAAGUUGCCUAUCCUAUUUCACAAUGAUGAAAGCGGUUGGAAGCAAACAAUGAACAUAUAUAUAUAUUUACCUUUCACACAAGUCAAGCAGUCAGAAUUCAAUAUGAAUCAAUCUGAUGUUCAUCUUCUUGAUCUACUCAAUGAGAUAUUACUUAUUAUUUUGAAAAAACUAAACAAUAUUGAUGUUCUUUACUCGUUAUUGAACAUUAAUAAUGAACGACUUAACAUUCUGGCACACGAAAAAAUUUUCAGUACUAUUACUUUAGUAUCCAUGGAUAAUAUUUCCUCAAUUGAUCCUGGUAAACUUGAUCGAUUUUGCAUCGAUAUAUUGCCAAGGAUUCAUCACAAUGUGAAAUGUUUAUUUCUUGAACCAUUGUCGAUGGAACGUAUUCUUCUUUCUACGAACUAUCCAAAAUUAACUAAACUCAAACUUUUUAAUUUCAAGCAAGAAUUUGCUUUACGUUAUUUUACAAGUAAACGCCUAGCAUGCACAUCAUUACCUAAAAGAUAACAAGAAUGAUGUUAAAUAGAGCACACUAAUUUUUCUUUUUUUAGAUGAAUCACCUCUUCAAUAUAUCUUUCGACAUCAAAUUACAGAUCUUAUUCUUGAAACUAUGGACCAAAGGAGUACGAUAGAAUCAUCGGAAGAUUACAUUAAAAAUGUAUAUGCACAUAUUCUGAAUUUCUGCAAAAAUUUAAAACAGUUGAGUGUUAUUGGAACAUUCAUCCCAGGAUAUUCACGCCUCCCACUUAGCAAUUUACUAUACGUUCCGUGAUAUCCAGGCUUGUCACUUACUGAUUUGCCAUCGACUACUUUCUUCUCUUCGACUCUUACUCAUUUAUGUAUCAAUGUGUAUACCUUAGAUGAUUGUCUUUGUUUACUUGAUGGUCGACUCAAACGAUUAACAACACUUAUUGUUGAAAUAUAUUACAUGAAUAACUCUUCAUCAAUCGUUCACAACAUGGUAAGUUUUAACAAAUAAUAUCGAUUGUAAGAUGAAGCUGACUACCAAUUCUGUACACUUUGAUUUAAAAAAAUAUUCAGAGAAAAAAUUGAAUGAUUGAAGUUUAUUCGGAAAUUUCAAGACAACCUACAAAAUUGUAUUAAUCGUCAAUAAUAGACAAUGGAUCUUUUGACAAAAAUCAGAAAGAAUUAAAACUAAAUAGUUUGCUAGUCAACUGUACGCAUGAUUUAUUUUUAGAUCAAUUAAAUAAUAUAUUUUUCAAUUUCUUUUUAUUAUGUAGAAUGACUUACCUAAUUUGAAAUGUUUAUCAUUAAAAUGUUACCAUUCAACUGAUCAAUAUGAUGAUAAAAUUCUACCUCUUCUGCAUCGCAUGCCAUAUUUGGAAAAAUUAACUUUAUAUUUUCGAAUAAACAAUCGAAAUACAUUCAUUGAUGAUGCUCAUCUUCAAAAUGAAAUUUUUCUUUAUAUGCCACGACUUCAUUCAUUCACUUUUUAUAUUUGUACUUAUAUCGACAAUGUUAAUUCGAUUCAUUAUAUACCUUACGAAAAUAUUCGACAACAUGUGGCUAAUAUCGUCAAUUGUAUCAAUACUCAUGUAUUUAUCUAUGUUACAUAUUUAUUGGUAGAAGAUAUACUUCCAUUCAACCAUGAAUUCUUCAUUCGGGUUGGUCAAGCUUUUCCAUUACUGAAUAUUUUUCGUGUUAUAAAUGAAGAAUUACAAUCAUGUUGUAAUUUUAACACAUUUUCAUCUGAUAAUAAUCGAUCUAAUCCAAUUGCUGAAUAUCCUCAUCUUACUGUGCUUGAUCUUAGAAAUGCACAUUUUGAUUACGUUGAACAAUUUCUAAAUGAAACAAAGACAUAUCUACCUUGUUUAACUGAAUUAACAGUCUUUUAUACUAACUUAAGAAUUGCAACAGAAAAUUUUACAAGAGAAGAAACGCGACGCAAUUGUGCAAAGGUGAAACAAUUAUUUAUCGUCAUACCAUUAGUACAUUCAAAAGAUUUCUAUCUUUACUUUCCUUCACUAUAG
Rotaria sp. Silwood2 is the source of this 2861-nucleotide messenger RNA. The record is from the annotation of a GenBank genome assembly. Lineage: Eukaryota; Metazoa; Rotifera; Eurotatoria; Philodinida; Philodinidae.